AUGGAAUACUCGGCGACUGCUGGAACGGACCAGGACUGGAGAGGUCGGUCUUUGGGGUUUCAUGUUCGGCAGCCACAGGCGACGCUUCGUGUCUGGUGUUUCGACAAUACGAAACACGGCGUAUUGUCGAAACACGGCGCGAAUGUGAAGAAACUAAGAAACGGCAAGUACCUGAAGCCGUGAAUACGACGGGGAAAUGAGUGAAGGAGACUGCACAUCUUGCGCCUGCGAGAUUGUCUUGUUGGGCGCGAAGGUCACGCCGGUAGGACAAGUACAUUCCACGCCUCCAGUAACGCACCGAUGGCAUUUUGGCUUGGUCAAAUCACUUAGACUAGGUACGAUACGGAAAAGGUCAGCGUGAUCAGUAGUCAGACUUUUGAACGAGCCACGAGGGAGAAUUAACCAUACCAGACGGCGAGUAGGCAACAGUAAAAGUCAGGAGCGCCUACAUUUUCGUCGCUUUUGUUUGCACUGGUAACACCCACCGCGACUACACCUCUGCUUUUGCCUCUUUGGGGAACCCGAGGCGGCACUUGCGAUUGCCCCAGCCGUCAGGGCUUCUGAUUCAUGAUCAGAACCCAUACAUCCGUGGGUAGGUUAGGUCUAGACUAGUGCUCAAAUCAGGACGAUAAGUGGCAGGUAGUAUGCCUGGUUUGACGGGGAAAAGAAAAGAAACGAAUGGGAACGAGCAGUUCGAAGACCUUUGAUUG
Molecule: messenger RNA, 710 nt
Organism: Pyricularia oryzae 70-15
Lineage: Eukaryota; Fungi; Ascomycota; Sordariomycetes; Magnaporthales; Pyriculariaceae
Exons: 2
Coding region: 1-183 (60 amino acids)
Source: RefSeq, a predicted model, not a curated record